Cinara cedri is the source of this 2519-nucleotide messenger RNA. NCBI's taxonomy places the organism in Eukaryota, Metazoa, Arthropoda, Insecta, Hemiptera, Aphididae. The record is from the annotation of a GenBank genome assembly.
AUAAAAUCAAAAAUAAUAUUAUUCAAUAUUCACUUAAUUGAUAAUAAUUUUGUUAUCAAUGGUAUUACAAAUUGUAUAUAAACAUGAAAAACGCACGGCAUGAGUGCUCACGAUUAUAUAAACAUGAUACGACACGUGUGCACUAUGCAUAUACACCAGUUGUAUGAAUUGUUAUUAGAUAUUUAAUCUAUCGUUUUGUGAUACAAAAGCAAAAUCGUUUACCAGUAAUAUACAAUAACGAAUGACGUGGUUGUUGAUUCAUAGAUUAAACUGUAAUAGUGUAUAAUAUGACAGGGUUUAAAAUAAAGUUAUAGAAUUAAAAAUUAAUUUAUAAUAUAUAUACAAAACACUUAUAUUUACUGACACACUUGCAAGUUUUUCACUUCAAUGUUUAUAUAUUUAUAUAUAUUUUAUAGGCUUUUUGUUUUAAAAAUGUGUUCUAAGAAGUUUUUAUUUUUUUUUCCUAUUUUAAUAGUGUUAAAUAAUUAUAAAUCAUUGGCACAAUAUGCACCACCAGGUGUUAACCCACAACUGUAUCAACAACAGCAACAGGUAAAGAAAUUGUAAAUAAUAGCCUUAAAUAUAAAAUAAAAUUACCCAUUACCAUUGAUUCUAUAAAUUAAAUAUUAUUACUUAUAAAACAUAUUAUUAACAAUUAAUUUUGUUUUCACUAGAUACCAAUUCAGCAACAUCCACCUUCACAACAAAAUAUUCCCCAACAGCCUUACCAACAACCACCACCGCCACAGCAGCAGCAACAACAACACCAACCCUCACAGCACCAACCAGUAGUUAUUUACUAUUUACAUUAAAUAUAACUAAUUAAUUGAUUAAUAUUUCUUAUAUAGAAAAUAUUAUAUAAAUUUAUUUGAGAAAAGUAUAUAAAAUUUUUUUUAAAAAAAAAGGUGAUUGGGUGAUUUAAUUGGUAUAUUUUAGGGUCAUGGCCAUGGAUCUGAAGGACAUCAAUCUCAUCCACAACAAGUUUUACAUACUAAUAUUGCAGAAGAAAGCGAGUAAAUAUCUGUAUAUUUUAUAUAUUGAAGAAUUUUGUAUUUUAUUUUGUUACUAUACUAAUUUUGUUUAAUUCAAAUUUUAGACAUAUUAAAAAACAUUUAGAUUUACCAUCAUUAGACACAAGUACAAUGUCAGAACAAGAAUUACAAUUUCAUUAUUUCAAAAUGCAUGAUGCAGACAAUAAUAAUAAGUUAGAUGGAUGUGAACUUAUCAAGUCGCUUAUACAUUGGCAUGGUAAUUUUAUAAUUAAUAAUAUAUAUUUUACUAGUUUUUGGUGUUAAAAACAAAUAUACUGAUUGUAAAGAAAGUUACAAAAGAGAAAUAAUAAUACAUUUUAAAAUAUUCAUCAUUAUUUAUAGUUGACUUAUAAUAAUUGUGAUAUUUUGCUUUAAGUUCAAGGUGGUCAAGAUCCAGCAGCACAAGGCGGUGCACCUCCACCAGAAAAAAUAUUUACUGAUGAAGAAUUGAUGCAAUUAAUUGAUCCCAUAUUAAAUAUGGACGAUACAAAUUUUGAUGGAUUUAUAGAUUACCCAGAAUUUGUUAUUGCUCAAAAUAAAGCAAACAACAUGCAGAAACAAUCAGCAUAAGAAAAUAAUCAUAAUUUAAUUACAAACAUGAAUAUUUAUUUUUAAUCUGAAAUCUACUAUAUUACACAAAUAAAUAAUAAUAAUAAUUAUUUUUUUCAGCGAGGUAUUAUAUUAAGUUUGUAUUUCCCAAAUUAUUUUUAAAUGAAAAUGAAUUUGUUUCAAUGUAAUUAGACUAAUUAGUUAAAUUAAAAAUCAUACAUAUUAUUUGUUAGGUUAUCGUAAUUAUUUAACUACUAAAAUGUAUUGGAGAAAUAUAAAAUGUUAUUAUUAUUAAAAUAAAAUUUAAAUCAACAAGAGGAACUAGGCCAACUCAAAUUUAAUAAUAAAUGUAUCACCUUAAACAUACAUAUUUUUGUGAGACUUAGUUUCUCUUGUAUAUAAUAAGGUCUUACUUAUUUUUUUUACAAAUAUAUUUCUUAUUUUUUUGAUAUUUGAGUUUAUUCAUUAACAUUUCAACAUUUUCUUCAACACAAUCAUCCCGAGGCUUAUUUAUCUUGCGUACAAUCAAGAAUAAACCAAUCAAUGUUAAACCUGUAAUAAAAUUUUAGUAUUAAUAAUUCAUACAUAUUAUUAUUCACAUUUUUUAUCUUAGCUUGCCAUUUAAAAUAGUAGGAAAUACAAUAAAAAAAUUUAAAGUUGUUGACUGGUAAUGAAUUGCUUCGCUGAGAUAUAAAACAAUGGAAAGAACCAUAGACAUAGCCCCAAUACUAACCAUUCUAAAAAAUAAUAAUUGAAGAAAAUCCAACAAAUAUUAACUAUUGCAAUGUAUCACAAAUAAUACAAUGAUCAAAAUGUUUUUUACUCACGGCUUAUAAUGAAUAAAUAAUGAACAGUGUAUCAAACAUAGAGCUUUAAGAAGUGAAAACAUUCCUAGAACUCUUGGUAAAGUUGAAUCCUCUGUAAAUAAUUAUACUUAAA